Molecule: messenger RNA, 1995 nt
Organism: Leptosia nina
Lineage: Eukaryota; Metazoa; Arthropoda; Insecta; Lepidoptera; Pieridae
Source: the annotation of a GenBank genome assembly
AUGGGUGAUUCUGGCGGAAUAAGGACUGACCAGUGUUUUCCAAAACGUAACUGCAUUUCGGUGGACACAAUGGUGCAAAGGGUGGCGACGGACGAGCGGCCAUUUGAGACGCCGUCAUCUGAUGAAAGCGGCUUGGGCAGAGACAGUCCUACCGAUGACUCGGAACCAGAAGCAGCUUUAGUUGUUCCACCAGAUGGCGGUUGGGGUUGGGUAGUGGUAGCAGCGUCAUUUAUUUGCAACUUUAUCGUUGAUGGAAUACUUUUUUGUGGAGGGUCUUUUCUGAAGCCCAUUCAGAAUGAAUUUGCUGUAAGCGAUGGACAGGUGGCGCCUGUCAAUUCUCUGCUGCAGGGCUUCUAUCUUUUGGCAGGUCCAUUUGUGUCUGCUUUGGCCAAUAAGUAUGGCUUCCGGGUUGUAACGAUUGUGGGUAGUUUGAUAACGGCCUCUGCCUUUGCGUUAUCCUACUUUGCAUCGAGUGUGGAAUACCUGUAUCUUGUGUAUGGAGUUAUGGGAGGUAUAGGGUUCUGCAUGAUAUAUAUGCCGGCUGUGUUAACAGUUGGUUUUUACUUCGAGAGGUGGCGUGCCCUGGCAACUGGUCUUGCACUUUGCGGUUCUGGUGUAGGAACCUUUGUGUUUGCACCCCUGACUGCUGAGUUAAUCGGAAACCUUGGAUGGAGGACCUCAGUAGUUGCCAACGGAGCUCUUGUUCUCAUCUGUUUGCUCUGCGGUCUUAUGUUUAGGCCCAUUAACCCGGUUCGUGUGACGCUGGCCGACCAAAAUGAAGAGGAUGACACGUCACGGCGUCACGAAGAAGCUGUUGAAAAACUUAACUCUAUGCUCAAGUUACACAAUAAACUCGAUUCCGGAAUCUCAAUGCCUUCUGAAAUGCGUUUCACCAAUAAAGUGAGCCCUCACACAUGGGUGGGCGUCGCCAAUAAUACGCGCUAUCCCACCGUUGACGAAGUGUUCCGUGGGAGUAAUUCACAUUUGAGCAGAAGGUCGUCUGCAACAGCAGGUCAAAUCAAGAAUCAUUUGAAUAACAAGCCUCUUUUCAUCGCCGUGCCGGUGGCUGAGAAAGACGAACAGGAAGACUCUAAUAGCAACAUUGAUAAUGCUGAGCCAUUGAUCGCUAAUUCCGUUAAAAUCGUGACGCGGGAAGCGCGGCCGCGACGUUCACAUGCCGAUUUGAUCGCUCGACCACUUUAUCGUGAUGACAUUUUCUUCGGUGGCAGCUUGGCAAGGUUACCGCAGUACACGUCGCGAACGUCGCUUGGAUAUCAUUUGGCUGUGACGCACGUUCCCACUAAAGAAGAUGCACAAGAAGAACAAUCUGGAAAGUGCAAGCUUUGCCCCGAAGCUGUGAAGCGGGCGCUCGCUACACUCUUGGACGUGAGCUUAUUCCGAUCGCCAACGUUCAAUGUAUUAGCGAUCAGUGGCUUUUUUACUAUGUUAGGCUUUUUUGUGCCGUACAUGUAUGUUAAAGAAAGGGCGAUUGCCAACGGAUUGAGCGAGACAAAGAGUGUCUGGCUGGUAUCUGCAAUUGGAAUAACUAAUAUCGUGGGCCGUAUUGCUUGUGGACUCAUGUCGUCAAUGCCGAAGGUCUCUCCCCUGUGGCUGAAUAACAUCGCUCUUUCGGCUGGUGGGAUUGCGACAAUGAUAAGUGGCCUGUGCUAUCACGACGCUUAUCAAUUUGGAUAUUGUGCAAUAUUUGGAUUGGCUGUUGCGUGUUUUGCCUCACUUCGAUCGAUACUGGUUGUGGAAUACAUAGGACUGGAGCAACUGACAAAUUGUUUCGGUUUAUUCUUGCUUUUCCAAGGUCUUGGCGCUCUCCUGGGAGUGCCUAUUGCCGGUGCCCUCAUGGAUCUAACGAAGAGCUAUGACAUAUCAUUCUGUGUAUCAGGCGGGUUUCUUCUCUUAUCAGCUGUCAUGUGCUAUCCAGUGGACUACAUCAGCCGAUGGGAGAAAUCUCGAAACAAACUGUCCACACCAAAAGUCUGA